UUAAAAAACCCCUAUUAGCUUAACAUAUAACCUUCACUUUAAUGUCUUCCCCACCUUCCAUGCACCCUUGACCUAAGCCAAUAACGUAACUCCAACGCUCUCCAUCAUUUUCAUCCUCCUCCUCCUCCUCCUCUUCUUCUUCUUCUUCUUCACCAGUUUAUCUCUCCAUCCAAAACCAGAUCCAGAGAUCAUCAGAUCUUCACAAAAAUGGCAGCUGAAUUUAUAGCCCCUUUGAAGAUGCUUCUGUUUGUGUACGUGAUCGCAGUCAUCGUCGCUCCUACCAGCGGUUUCGUUCCCCGGAAGCUCGAUGACGUCACGCCACCGGACUCCGGCGUCAAGUGCUCCGGCUGCUCUCCUUGCAACAAGCCAUGUACCCAAUAUCCUCCCCCGCCGCCGCCGGUGCUUCCGCCGCCGCCGCCCAAGAAGCCGCCUAGCCAGAACUGUCCUCCGCCACCGUCGCCGCCGUCGGCAUAUCUUUACAUAACAGGUCCGCCGGGGAAUCUGUACCCAAUCGACCAGUAUUAUUCAGGCAUCGGACGGAGCUCCGCUGGUGGGGUGGUGGUUUUGAUUGGAUGGGGACUGGUUGGCCUGCUGGCUUUCUGGUAGAGAUCAUCAAAGUUUAAUUUCCAGGAAUUGGAAAUAAAGGAGCUUUUUUGGUGAGAAAAUACUGAGCUUUCACAUUCCAAGGCGAGAAAAUUUCUUGCCUGGAGGAAAAUUCAAUCCCAAGGGAUAUUGGAUUGGCCGAUGGUACUAAGUUUGAUCUUAAUUCUCCAUUAUUAUUACUUCUAUAAUUUCGACAACUACGUACGUACGUACAUUUUAUCUUUUUUCCUUUUCUCUAUGUAAUAAUCUCUUGGCUUAGAAUAAUUUGUAUUUGACAACAUCGAUCUUAAUGCAAUUAAAAUUUACCA
Molecule: messenger RNA, 911 nt
Organism: Diospyros lotus (date-plum)
Lineage: Eukaryota; Viridiplantae; Streptophyta; Magnoliopsida; Ericales; Ebenaceae
Product: probable pathogenesis-related protein ARB_02861
Exons: 1
Coding region: 208-606 (132 amino acids)
Source: RefSeq, a predicted model, not a curated record